UUCGGCAAAUAAAGACGAGCAGAAGGAACCUCAGAGACUCGAGCCAAAAAGAAGAAAGCGAAGACUCGGGUCGGGCAUGUCAGCCGCUCCGAAAUCCAGUAAACUGAAGAAAUCAAAAAAUUGGUGCAAGGAGGGAGAAAGAGAAGAGAAAGCCAUGAAAGGCCAGCUGUCGGCUUCCUCCAGAGGCCCUGUCAAGUUCAGAAUGCCAACAGCUCAGAAUUUGGUACCAAUUCGCUUGGACCUCGACAUCGACGGCCAAAGGUUCAAAGACUGUUUCACUUGGAACCCAUCUGACCCUGACUCGGAGAUUGUGGUGUUUGCGAAAAGGACAGCGAAAGACUUGAAGCUUCCUCCGGGUUUCAUCACAGGCAUUGCUUCUGCCAUUCAGUCACAAAUUGUUGAAUUUCGAUCAUUUGAGGGGCAAGACAUGUACACCGUCGAGAGGAUUGUUCCGAUUAAGCUUGAUCUUCGAGUGAACCGCACUGUCAUUAGGGACCAGUUUUUAUGGGUAAGCUUCAAAGAGUUCUUCUGUUAUCUUAUCAUUUCAAUGCCCUGCUCUUACAAUGUGGGUUUGUACAUGUUCAAUGGAUUUCAGGACUUGAACAACUUUGAAAGUGAUCCUGAAGAGUUUGCUAAAACUUUCUGCGCGGACUUAGGUAUUCAAGACCCUGAAGUUGGGCCUGCAAUUGCCUUUUCAAUUAGAGAACAACUGUAUGAGAUUGUAGUUCAAAGUGUAGCUUCAGUAAGAGAAACCAGAAUUAACAAGAAGGGACGCCGUGGAGCUGAGUAUACUCCAGUCAGUAAAGUAGGUAGUACUGGAUUGGACCUGGUGAAGCUAUUUGGUCACAGAUCUAGUGUUGUUCGGAAAAGAAAGGAGUGGGAUGUAUACGAACCCAUCGUUGAUCUUCUAUCAACCGAGGAAGUGGAGGCCCUUCAAGCGAAAGAAGAAAGGAUUGCUCGGUGAAUUAAACAGCUGUGAGGGUUUCAAUUUUUGUUGUAGAGGGCGCCCGGCACCUAUAGGCGACUAGCAAGGAGUCAGAAAUCUGUGACUGAUGUAAUAUGAAGUAGGGUACCUGUAGUUGACUAGCUAGAUGUCUGUCUAAAUUCUCUACAUAGUAAAGAAAUUCGUCGUUUUGACUCUAAUUCUGGUUCUAUAAUAAGUUCAUUGUUCAUA
Messenger RNA from Pyrus x bretschneideri (Chinese white pear), 1174 nucleotides. Its product is annotated as chromatin structure-remodeling complex protein BSH. The coding region runs from base 77 to 964 and encodes 295 amino acids. The record is from RefSeq and is a predicted model, not a curated record. Gene Ontology annotation, cellular component: nuclear chromosome; nucleus. The transcript is spliced from 9 exons. Lineage: Eukaryota; Viridiplantae; Streptophyta; Magnoliopsida; Rosales; Rosaceae. Gene Ontology annotation, molecular function: transcription coregulator activity. Gene Ontology annotation, biological process: regulation of transcription by RNA polymerase II; chromatin remodeling.